CUGUGAGAAGCUCAGGACAACUGAUCUUCAACUGCCCUGAUGCUAUCAUCUGGGGUGGAGCCUCUCCUUGAUUCUUCUGUGUCUGCUGCAAUAGAGGAAUUGUACACUGGACUGCCAGAGAGCAUCUCGACUGAACUUAUGGCUGUAUCGGAGCCUAAUGUUGGAUUAGAUGCAAAAUCUGAUGUAUCAACGCCAGUGCUAGCACACAGUGACAGUCCAUCAGCUGAGCAUCAUAGGACUUCUGGAGUAGAAAACUUUUGCCAGAAGACAGAGAAUUUGGGUGAUAUGCACAAGGUGAUUUCUCAUGGGCCAGCAGCAUCCCUUACUGAAGAAUUACUAAAGGCUGGAGACCUUGAAGAGGAUGAAAAAAAUAAAAAAAGAAACUUUAGGAAACUAGACUGUUCUAGCGAUGGAUAUCAGAAAGAAGACAAAGAGGCGCAAGAUGCUGAGGAGUAUCAUGCUGAAUGCUGUGCUUUAACUCCUGGGGAAAGUUGGUCAAACCAAGAGGACCCUCACUUAAACCAGCAUGGGGUGAAGUCUUUGAGAACCUGUGGCGCUGAAAUAGCGGGAUCUCUGAAGAACACAGAAGAAAACCAAGCAAAUGUUCAGGUGACAGCUGAAACUCUGCCAAAGCUCACUGAAGAAGUACAAGUUUUUAGUUCUGUUGCUUCAUCUCCUGAGGAGUUCUCAAAAGAAAAAUUUAAACUGGUCCCAUCAGAAGGUGAUAAGUCGAAAAAGGACCAGUGGCAAUUCUCUGUCAGUGAUCUAUGCAAGGAUGAUAUAAAAGAAAAUAGUCUAUUGAUGGAAACGAGCAACAUUUCUUCCCAUGAAAUUGGACAGACAGACAUAUGCUUUUAUAAUACCUCCAGUAAAAUUUCUCCUCCCAGCAGCCACAGCUGUCUGGAUCUUAGUACCAAGCUAGAGAAAGAUUCACCUGAGGCACAACUGCUUGAAAAGCAAUCUGAGAGUAAUACAACAUCAGAAGAGUUGGCUGGCAGUUUAGUUGAAGCUACAGAAGCUAAUAGUAAUGACAGUUUGUCCACUGGCAAAGAAACUAAUUUGAUUUAUACACUAAAUGUACCUCUACCUCCUGUUGCACAAAAAUCAAGAGAACCUCAUUGUAAUGAGUGUCCUCCUUGUACUGCUAAUGAAGUUUCAAGCAGGGACAAGGCUCAGGAUAAUCCAUCUGGAAAAGAAUCAAUCAGUGCUUCUGGAACAACAGGGGAACGAGUCGCUGAAAUUGUGCUCCAUAAAGACAAAUUCAAGUCUUCAGUAAGUUCCAGGACUUUUGAUAACCCUAAUAUGACAAGCAAAAUUUCCCAAAAGAACAUGAAGUCUUCAGCGGGAAAUACAGAGAGUGUGAUCACUGGUUUAGAAAAUGAACGUAGUGACACAUGGAAUUGUAAUAAUCAGAGUAUAAAAGGCCAGUGUACAGCUGCCAGUACUUCCUGUAUUUUAUCAGGGAAUACACGUGUAGAUGAUGUUCUCCCAAACAGUCAUUCUUUUAAUGUUGAGGUUGAUAAGAAGAUUGAAGAAAAUUGUAAUUUGGAAGGAGAAGCUUCAGCUGGAUAUAAUAGUAAAAAGGCAAUCAUCUUUCCAGAAGCACACUUUCCUUUGGCAUGUGGAUCUCUUCCUUGUGAAGAUGACUGGGGCAACAGAGGUGUAGAUCUGCAUGGGAUAAAUGACAUUUCCACAGCAAAAAACAUGUUUUGCUCAGCUUAUACUGCAGAGAAGUCUAUUGCUACCUUGGUAGGAGAUGAGAUUUCAAAUAAGAAUAUGGAGGUUGUGAAACAAUUCGAUCUUUGUAAAGUAACAGAUGGCAGUGAAAUUGUUUGUGACAGAGAUGAGGCAAAAGAACAAAUCGGCAUGUGUGCUCUCCAGACAGAUGAAUUUGAUAAAAUAAGAACUGUGGAUUUUCCAAAGGCUCCUGAAGGCAAUCAGAGAAAUAAGACUAGUGAACAGCUAUUAGUCAGAUGUUUGAACAAAAAAAACUGUGUUCAUAAUUUUGGAUUUUGCAACUCUCCAUUAGGCCCAAAGAAGAGAGAACUAGGCACAUGUGAGAAGAAAGAAGUGUCAUCGCUCACAGCUAAUCCCUCUGAAUAUAGUGCUUCAAUCUGCGAUAUAUGUCCGUUACUCAACGACAUGAAUAUUCAAACACGACAUGCUAGCCAAACAGAAAAGACCCUUUGUCCAGUGGAAGAUCAGCGUCUUGCAUGUCAGAGUGAGUUUGAUGGCCCAGUUCCGGGCAGCAAGCAACAUUUAGAAAGUUUAAACAACCAACCAAACGCUGGCUUACAAACUACAGCUACUUGUGUGGAAGAAACGAAAAUAUCAAUUGGCUCUAGUCGAAGCGAAGAGAUACUGUUAAAAACAGGUGAUGACCUGCCUCUAUUAGUUCAUAAAUAUGCAAGAGAAGUGGAUUUGGACUCUUUAAAUGAUGUGAGAAAUGAAGACUGUUCCGGAUACGUGGGCUUCGUCAGUGAUCUAAUUGAGAAGACAAUCGAACUAAAAGAACACGAGAACGGAUGUGAAAGAGAAGAUAAAGGAACUCUUGAAGAAAGCUUUUCUGAUAGCAAAUCACAUUGCUCACAGCAUGCUUGCUUUAUCAAACGUGCAAAAGAGAAAGUAGAUCUAGUGUUUGCAGGGAAAAAAAUGCAGCAAUCUUUGCCAAAGACGAAGUGGUUGGUGGAGGACCAGGAAAAUACAGUUAGUGCCCGAUUUUUGCCCUUCUCAUCAAUUCAUGGGAGCCUGUCAUAUAAGCCAGAAAAUAUGAAUGUGCUUUCAGAGACAGAAAACAAAAAAAGUUUGAGAAUAAAAUCUAUCUUAAAUAACUCUUGCCCGCAGUUAAUAACAUUUGAGCCUCAUAAAGAAACUGAUGCUCAGAAAGGUAUUGGUCCAUCCCAUUUCAGAAAGUUUGACAUCCAAGAAUCUUUCAGUGAGACUCAGGCGGAUUCAGAAACACUGUCAGCUCUGAACUUGGGAAUCUGUCUGCCUGAGAAAGAAAAGCUGUAUAUGUCGUUUGAGAAUACACAAAUAGAUAAUCGUGAUUUGUCUUCGGCCGAAGUUUUUAGCAAACAUUCUUCAGUGACAAAACCUCUUUCUGUAACAACAUCUAUUAAGAGAAAAGCCAGCAAUACUGAGAUUCCAUCUCCAGAGAAUGAAACAGCAACUAGCUUUCUGAAUGGUACAAAAAGCUCAAGAGUUUGUGUACACAGCGAAGAAAGUCUGAGAGAUGAGGGGCAUAGCAUACUAACUGCAAAAGACAGGGAUGUGACCUCGCCAAAAAGUACUCACCGUGGAGAGAAGUUUAAGAACGCAUGUGUAGAAGAGAAGAUGGGAAGAGAAGUAGCCCCUAGAAAAAAGUUACCCAUAGAUUCUUUUCUUGAUGGAGAAGAUUGUCUAUGGGCCUUGUUAGAAGAUUCAAAAGAGUCUGGUAGCAAAGUAGUCCCUCUCAGUACUGAGAAUUAUGGAAAGAUUUUGGAAGAAAUCCCAAAAUCUAACUUAAAUAAUCUUUCAAAAGAAAGAAAGAAUGCUAUAAAGCUCACAAACUUAGCGGGUACCAGUCUACUUUCAGAAACUGUGCAUGAUUGUCAAGCUGAAGAUGCAUCUGAUGCAGAAACUUCACCAGAAUUGCAGUAUAAUACAACACCCACAUUUUAUCCGUGUAUGAGAAUACUAUCAAACAGUUGCAAAGAAUCAUCCCCAAGCUGUGUGGUUUGCAGUGAAGUAUGUGUGCCUUACAGAUCAAAUGCACAGAGCAAAGAUAAUGUAAAGGAGAUUACAGAAGGCCAGGACACUAUACCAGCUCAUUCAGUUUGCAAGGAAAACGAGGCUUUAGGUUCAGAAAGACUUGAUCAAAUAGAGAAAUGUCAGGUACUUAAACAAAAGAAGAAGUAUGAGAAGAUGGAAGUACAUCUGUCAGACAAGGCACAACAAGAACAGAAGUCAGAAUAUCAAGAGAAAGCAAAAAUCACACCGCAACCAAGCACAUUGCACAGUUCUGAACUCUUACGCAGCUCUUCAAAUAAGUUGGUGACAUCAAGAAAUACGAAGUUUGAAGGUCCUUCAGAGGAGAUUUUUGCUGUCGGAAGCAGUGAAAAUAAACUACGUAGCACUUUACAAGAAGUCAAAAGGCCAAAGAUUACCACAGAUAUUAUUAGUUCACAGUUUUUGAAGACUCAGGAUUCAGAAAUGGAAAACCUGAACCUUAAUUUAGGGUAUGAUGGAAUCCCUGGUGCCUUUGGAACUACAAAUAAACUAAGAGGACCUCUUCCAUUCAAAAGACAGCCUGGAAGGACAUGCAAAAAAGUUCCCACAUCAUAUCAGCUAAAAACCAUAAGAAAAAGCAAAAAAAUUAAAAGUUCACCUUUUUUUGAGAUUCCUCCAGAAAUAUUCCCUAAGCAGGAAAACACACUUCUCAAAUCUUUGUGUUUUCCAUGUAAACCACCGACAAUGGAAACAGAAACAGCCAUGAGAUUCAUGCAUAUGCCAAGGCAGAGGGCCAAGAGGUGCAGUUUGUUGAACAGCUUGAAAUUUAGAAAACAUACCAAAGAACCAGCAUUGUUGAGCAAGCUGUCUGCAAUGGCUAGCAAACUCGUGGCACCUGCCAAAAGCAUCCAUAACUUAGAACCCCUGCCAUAUUCUUCUGAAAUUCUUCCAGUGGCUGAGAGGUACAGCCAACGUAGAUCUAAAAAUCUAUUGGAAGCCUUUUCUUGCAUUAACAGGAACUUACACUCACGCUGGGCUGACAGUUGGUGCACCAAGAUGUUCAGCUUUCAGCCUUUGGCACUUUAUCCUGUAGAAUCUACCAAAAUACUUUUUUCAGACUUGAGCCACGAGCCUCCAACCUCUUUCUUGGAUACCCCAGUUUUUCCAAUUUCUUUUCACAUAAAAUUGGACUCCAGUCCUGUGACAGACCUCACAGGGAUUACAUCCCAGCACUCUGUACAUCACAGACCAGUUUUGGGAGAAAUGCCAGCACCGCCUUCAGAGUGGACUUUCUCUUUUCUUCUCUCUCAGAGGUGUUCAGAUACAACAGCUUUCAAGGAAGAUUCCAGACUAGAUAACGAGCUGCAUUCCUUUCUCUCUGUAACAACCCCCAGGGCUGUUGCCCUUCAUCCUGACCAUGGAAGAAGUGCAAUAGCUGAAAGAAGAGGAGGUUGUUCCAUGCUUGGCCUUCACACAGUGUUAGCACUUUCUUCCCCUGGAUGUUACAGGAUUUGGACAAGAAGAAGAAACUUAACCAGCCAUAUUCCUACCAUCCAGAGGCUAUUUAUAUCACAAUUCACACAGGGUUUGAAAGGGGCAAGGUAUCCAACUUCUGUAUCAGAUGACCUCGUCUCUUCAUUGCCAUACUCACUGGGCAGGGUACUAUCCAUAUGGAGUCAGCGUGGCCCUUCUGCCCAUCCCUCCGAAAUCACUCUUCUCCAUUCCAGUCACUGCAAGUGGCAGCCAAGUGUGGGCAUCGAGAACAGCUAUGCCAUGUUACCGCACUUACCUGUACAGAGUAUGGAAGCACUACAGACUGCAGGUCAUGAGAUACGCCUGGAAACUUUAUUACCUCUUCCAUUACCAAAGUCUUGCUCACUUCCAGAAUUGUUGCCAUCUCCCCCAAGGCUUUCAGCAUCGGAGCUCCAGGCCCAUGCCCUUGAUGAAGCUGAUGCUUCUGUUCCAGCCUGUCUUAGAUCCCAAGAUGACACAGAACUGAAAAAAACUGAGCCAGAAAAGAGGCCAAAGAAAGUCUCACAGAUCCGAAUCAGGAAAACUGUUCCUAAGCCGGACCCUAACCUUACUCCAAUGGGACUACCCAAACCAAAAAGGCUUAAGAAGAAAGAAUUUAGUUUAGAAGAAAUUUACACAAACAAGAACUAUAAGUCCCCUCCUCCAGCCAGGAGCUUGGAAACAAUCUUUGAAGAGCCCAAGGAGAAAAAUGGACGCUUGGUCUCUGUCAGCCAGCAGAAGAGAAAGCGGAUUCUAGAGUUUCAGGACUUUACUCUUCCCCGGAAAAGGAAGACACGAGGCAAAAUCAAAGCAGCGGGUAGUUUCACCCGAGCAAAAAAAGCUGCACUACAGAGCACUGAGUUAGAUGCUCUUCUGAGUCAGAAGCUAAUGGACCUUGAAGCCUUUUUUGCAAAGGAGGCUGAGCAGGAGCAGGCCUCUAGCAUCUGAAGGAGCCAUUUAGCUGAAAAUGGUCCAGUCAGCUCCUUUAGUAUUUUAGUCCUGUUGGGAGAAAUCUACUGACUUCUUCAUACAUUACUCUACCACUCUGUUCUAAUAUCUGAUGACCAGUUUUUGGCUGUGGCCCUCUUUAAGGUGCUAUUUUAUUUUAUUUUAAAAUGCUAUUGGAGGGAUUCUUUUAGGUCCCUGUUUGACUGUAACACAGCCACAUACAAUUUACCAUUCCUUCCCCAACCUCUGGAAAUUACUGCUAAUGUUUAAUUAUGUUUAAACACCUUUUGGGGGUAGAGUAGGAGUGUAAAGCAGGAAGUAGUGCACCUUCAGUGAUGCUAGAACUCUGUACUCCAGAUCAUUUGCACAUUUGAGUCUGCUGUUGUUACUGUAAUGGCUAUUUUGAAGAACCUGACAGAAGAGACAUGGUGUUUGAUAAAGAUGAAUUCUAGCAAACACAUUCUUCAUAUACCACUAAAUUUUUAAUAAUUAAAAGUAGCUGUCUGGGUUUGCUUUCAAUUGUUUCUUCCUUCCAUUUACUUAGAAGGUUCCUUCUGAAUUUCUGUGCCCUUCCUGGCUUCAGGCAGCAGAAGCCCCACAUAACUAGACUUUAAAUAACUUGCACUUUGUAUGUGUUUCUCUAUUUGCUGCAUGAGGACACCUUUUAACAUGAUUGAGCUCAAAAAAAGGUAAUAUUUUAAGAAAAAAUUGUGCCCAGUACUAAUUUUUCCCAAAUAGUAGAGUUUUUAACUACUUGGCUAUUGCCAACCUCUUCCCCAGAGGAAAAGGUAAUUAGCCCACGAGGAUGUUAAGCUGCAGGAUACGUAAGUAGAGGUUUUUAGUUAACUGAGCUGAGCUGCUGUAUGCAGGGAACACCAGCAAAAUCUUUGAGAUUCAUUUUUAAGUUAUUUAAUUCCAGUAAAACAUCAACUUAAUUGUAAUGCCAACAAGAAAAUAAUUUUUUUUCCACCUUGAGGUUUUUUUUACCACUUUAGAUUUACAAUUCAUGUAGCUCAUAAUUAGAUAUUCUCUGUACAGCACUGUUGUACGUAAUAGCUAGUGUUGUACAAAGAGCCUCCUAGCAUGUGGAAUUUUUUUUUUUUCAUUAUGUAAGGCCAUAUGUAAUUAUCUGAUGCAGCCCUGGGCAAUUUCUCAGCUAUACCUUUUGAGGGAAGAGAGCUCCUUUCUGGGAUAACUUCUGUUAAACUUACUUGAAGCAUAAUUCAAAAUGAAUGCUAGCUGCGUUCAGGUAAUUUCUGUCCUUUAGUGCCUAUAGAAGUUAUUCAGGCAAAGCUGUCAUUGCUGGGAUGCUCAAAUUUAAUUAGUCUGUUCUUUCUUUCACUUGUCACUUGAAACUUGCACUUUCUUAUUUACCUACCCAUAUAAUAGAGUUCCUGUUUACCUUCAAAAUGAGCAAAUAUCUAGUGGGUGGGUAUUUUUAAUAAAGUCCCAAUAAAUGCAGGACUGAAAAUACCGCCAUUAUCUUCUGUUGCUCUGCCACUUCUGUUACUGACCGAACAGAAAACUAAAAAUUAAUAAGCAAUCUGUUGAAUUUGAGAGCUUUGAAAGUAGAGAAAUGGAAAAGGAUUAGUACACUGUGUGUGCCUGAGUCUUGAAAGAAAUGUAAUCUGGGCUUGUUUUACUCCCAGCUGAUGUGCUGGGAUUGCUAGAAGUUUACAUUCUUGUUUUGGAGGCUAAUUAUCUUUAAUCAGGAAGACUGAAGGAGAGGAAUGCACGCUUAAAGUAGUGGUGUUUGGGUUUUGAGGGUAAAAUAACAAGGCAGGCAAACUUUGAACAUAUUGACAUACUAUUUCAGCAGCAAGGUCUGGUUAACCUAUUUGGGCUGCUAGAGAACAUUUUAAUUGAUCCUCUUUAUUUUUAUAAGAAGAAAUCCCUAAAAAAUAAAGGUUGACUGCCUUUUUAAAAAUGUUUAAAACUUUCCCUGUACUGGUUUAUUAGCCCAAUUGUUGACUGGUUGGAAGCUGUAGAAGAGUAAGAUAUAUAUUUUUAUGGAUUUAUGCUAUAGAAUGGGGUUGUUACACAGCAUUCAUUCG
Molecule: messenger RNA, 8222 nt
Organism: Pygoscelis adeliae (Adelie penguin)
Lineage: Eukaryota; Metazoa; Chordata; Aves; Sphenisciformes; Spheniscidae
Gene: PRR14L
Product: proline rich 14-like
Exons: 9
Coding region: 40-6168 (2042 amino acids)
Source: RefSeq, a predicted model, not a curated record